Messenger RNA from Caenorhabditis remanei, 2160 nucleotides. RefSeq lists its product as uncharacterized. The record is from RefSeq and is a predicted model, not a curated record. Gene Ontology annotation, cellular component: cytoplasm. Lineage: Eukaryota; Metazoa; Nematoda; Chromadorea; Rhabditida; Rhabditidae. The transcript is spliced from 10 exons. The coding region runs from base 1 to 2160 and encodes 719 amino acids.
AUGGUGCAGACGUACAGAUCACCUGUACGUAUUUACAAACACCCGUUCGAAAUUGUUAUGGCGGCAUAUGAAAUGAGAUUCCCAACAUGUCCGCAAAUUCCGAUUUUCGUCGGAUCCGAAGUGAUAUACGAGUACAAAAGCGGUGAUGGUGCCGAGUGGGUUAUCGAUCGAAAGUGUCAGUUGAACGUGGAAGCACCGUAUCUCGUAAAGAAAAUUGCCGGUGUCGACUACGUCUAUUUCUCACAGAAGAAUUCAUUGGAUCGUAGGAAGAGAACGCUUGAUAUCGAAGCAACGAAUAUUUCAUUCGCCAACAGAAUUGCUAUCAAGGAGAAUUGCACGUAUUAUGUUCAUGCUGAAAACGAGAAUUGGACUUGCUUCGAACAGUCUGCUUCUCUCGAUGUCAAAAACUUCUUCGGAUUGGAAUCAGCUGUUGAGAAGCUUGCCGUUCGACAAUACGGUGCCAACUUGGCGAAAGGAAAGGAAAUUCUGGAGUAUUUUAUUGAAGAGCUUCUCAAGAAAACGACACACAUUGAGAGAUACAGAGAUCCAAAUGAGGAAGAGACUACGUCGACAGCAGAUUCUGCAAUCGAGUUGAAGGAAUCAUCAGACGGUGAAGCUGUUCUUGUCAACCAGAAGGCUCCAAUGCUGGCUGCGGAAACCGAUGAGAUGAAGACGGCUCGUGCGACGGCCAGUUUUGACGACGCCGACUCGAAACUCGAAGCUGAAUACAUCAGAAGAUUCCUUGGACAGUUGAGCCCACUUGAAGAAUCGAGACUUUGUGAGAUUAAGUACAGUCUUCAAGCUCAUCAUAAGGGAAAACUCCCAAAUGACGCACACUUGCUCCGCUUCCUCCGAGCCCGAGAUUUCGACGUGGCAAAAGCGAAAGACAUGGUUCACGCUAGCAUCAUCUGGAGAAAGCAGCACAACGUUGACAAGAUUCUCGAGGAAUGGAGUCGCCCGACAGUCAUCAAACAGUAUUUCCCCGGAUGUUGGCAUAAUUCGGAUAAAGCCGGUCGCCCGAUGUACAUCUUACGACUGGGUCAAUUGGACACAAAAGGAAUGCUGAGAAGUUGUGGAGUAGAGAAUCUUGUUAAAUUGACACUUUCAAUCUGUGAAGAUGGUCUUCAACGGGCAGCUGAAGCUACCAGGAAAUUGGGGACACCAAUAAGCUCAUGGAGUUUGGUAGUGGAUUUGGAUGGAUUGUCGAUGAGACAUCUGUGGAGACCUGGAGUUCAAUGUCUUCUGAAAAUUAUUGAGAUCGUAGAAGCCAACUAUCCAGAAACGAUGGGACAAGUUCUUGUUGUUCGGGCUCCACGUGUCUUCCCAGUUCUGUGGACAUUGAUUUCUCCGUUUAUUGAUGAGAAGACUAGAAAGAAGUUCAUGGUCAGUGGUGGAAGUGGAGGAGAUUUGAAAGAAGAACUUCGAAAACACAUUGACGAGAAAUUCAUUCCGGACUUCCUCGGCGGAUCGUGUCUCACAACGAACUGUGGACUUGGUGGACAUGUUCCCAAAUCAAUGUAUCUUCCUGUGGAAGAACAAGAAGGAGCAAGUUCAUCAGAAGAUCCACUCCACUCAACAUACACAAAUACUGCCACGUGGAGGGGAUAUCCAGUUGAAGUUGUGAUUCCAAUCGAGACUGCUGGAUGUGUGUUGACGUGGGAUUUCGAUGUGCUCAAGAAUGAUUGUGAAUUCAGUCUCUAUUUUUCAACUGAGAAAAUUGAACAACCCCCAGUGCGUGACGGUGCUCAAUCUCCAACUACGAUUCUGAAUCCAGUGGAAAUGGUUUCUGCCGCUAUUGGAGGUGCUUCUCAUCAACACCCGGAUCUUCAGUGUGCUCCAGAGUUGAAAAUUGGAACGCCACAACUCAUUCUCGAAGAGAAACCAGUUCUGUUCCAGGAGGGAGACUCUAUGCAGGGAUCUCACUACUGCUCACGAGCUGGCACCUACAUUAUGCAAUGGAGAGUUCCAGAGUCCACAGCUGGACACUCUUCAACUUUCGACUUUGGCUCCCAUAAAUGCCGACUGAUCUACUAUUACGAAAUUUUGAAUUCUGAAAACUUUAGAGGAUCCGUAGCUUCACUUGAAUCUUGCCGUUCAUCAUCGUUCAGUUCAAUCGCCCCACCGACUCCCCCGACUCCCGGAACUCCUCGUAACCCAUAA